CUCGUUCACACACCGGUCUUUCGUUAAGAAAUAUUCAACAUGUAAUUUAAAAUUCAUCCUAAAACAAAAGUUCUCUCUUAGUAAAAGGCAAAUGUAUCUGAAAUGAAAAUUGUUAAUUUCGUUUAUUUUGAAGUUUCUCCGUACAUUUCCAAACAAAAUUUAAAUGUUUCGAAGCCGGCCAAAAAGAGCCUUCCGAAAACAUUCGGGUUGUAGAGAGAGACAAACGAUCAGGUGAAGCGGCUUCGAAGGCUGCGGAGGCGGCCAGUUUGACCAUUUUUUGUUGGGCCGUUGAUUGUGAAAGAUUACACUUGAGAGUCGAAAUACAUCUUUACAUCACACGUCAGUGGGCACUGAGCUGUCUUCAAAGUAGCACGGAUUAGAUACAUGUCAUUUUCUUUACGUAACUAUGGCUGCGUCCAGGCUGUGAUAGUGAGAGACUGAAACAGUGAUCUACCGGGACUUUUGCAUGUGUUUGAACUGGUUUGGUGUUUUGAUAGGUCUACUUUUGUUUUUGCCGUCUUCAUUUAGCGACGUCCAUGGCUGUUUCGACACUGAACAUGACUCCUUACUUCACAGGAUAUUCCUUCCAAGGGCAAGGUCGCAUGAAUCAACUCGGUGGAGUCUUCAUCAAUGGUCGUCCACUACCAAAUCACAUCAGAUUGAAGAUCGUUGAAAUGGCAGCGGCGGGUGUGCGGCCUUGUGUCAUCUCGCGACAACUACGCGUCUCACACGGUUGUGUUUCCAAGAUACUCAACAGAUAUCAAGAAACUGGCUCUAUUCGUCCUGGUGUAAUUGGUGGAUCGAAACCGCGAGUCGCAACUCCUGAAGUUGAAAACAGGAUCGAAGAACUGAAGAGACAAAACCCAGGUAUAUUCUCCUGGGAAAUUAGAGAUAAACUAAUAAAAGAAGGAAUCUGUGAUAAAAACACUGCACCGUCCGUGAGUUCUAUUUCGAGACUCAUAAGAGGAGGCAAAAGGGACGAAACUGAUCCUAGAAGGAAUCACAGCAUUGAUGGAAUUCUAGGUCCGUCAUCUUGUGAAGACUCAGAUACAGAAUCGGAACCAGGUAUCCCGUUGAAAAGAAAGCAACGAAGAUCCAGAACCACCUUCUCUGGUGAUCAGCUCGAGGCUUUAGAACGCGCAUUCACCAGGACCCAGUACCCUGACGUAUAUACAAGAGAAGAGCUAGCGCAGAAGACUAAAUUGACUGAAGCUAGGGUACAGGUUUGGUUUUCAAAUCGAAGAGCCCGACUCCGUAAACAACUAAAUUCCCAACAAUUAAGUGCUUUCAACACGAUGUCGUUACAAUCCGCCUUCCCAUCAGUCCAUCAACAAUAUGAACCGCCUACAUCAUUUAAUCCUCAGUGCACAUCAUGGCAACCGUCAUAUUCUUCUGCAUUGGGAUCAAGUUCAGUAUUAAAUUCCGCUUUGGCUCCGUCCUUACAUCAAACGGCAUUAACCGCCCCUUCCGUUUGCCAGUCGGCUUUAGCAGCAUCAUCUUUACAUCCGCCAACUUCAUCAUCCUUUUCUUCUGGUAAUUUAACGCCAUUAUCGCAUUCGUCUGAUCUUACCGCUUCCUUGCAACCACCUCCUGAGACAACUCCUCCUAGUUCAAGUCCGGUUACUACCAGUCCUUCAGCCAAUCAGUCAAGCGCGAUAACCUACCCGCACUCUUCGUACGCCACUAAUGAUGCCGUGACACAUCCAUACGGCUAUGGAGAUUAUUCGAAACAAGAGCACGCUAUGUCUGCGCACAAUCAUUGGACUUCAAGACAACUCAGUGGACACGCACAAAACAAACUCGGGGAAGUAGGCUCUUGGCCUGAAAAUUAUAGUACAUUCUUCGGAACGAACCCAUCACACUAUGCAUCUCACGCGCACUCGCCCACCGAGGCCAAAUCUGGCUACCCCUAUUUGGGUCAACUCGGUGGUAUGGAUAUGGGCAGAGUACACUAACACUUCGCAUUAUUGUAUAAAAAUAUUUUUUUGUCUAUACAAACCGUCCUAUAUGUACAAAAUCAUAUCUUAAUGUGCCUUCGAAUCGAUCUUAACAAUAUUAAACGUCAAUAUCAUAUCAUUUACAAUGCCUUUGUUCUAUAUUGGUAGAUGACGACGAGUCCAAGUCCCCCAAGUGAUGUAAGAAUUAAUUAGUAUUACCCUUGGUUGUAUUAUAGAGCUUUAUCGAAAUGUCGUUCAUAGGUUUAAUGUAAUUAUAACUUUAUUAAUGGUUCCUGAAGUUAAUUAGAUUAUACCGGAUCCUUUUGUGUGUAGUUAAGCUGUUAUUAUAUUUUGUAAGUUGUUGAAUGUUACUUAUUUGUGAAUCAUCAAGUGUAAUGUGGUUUUAUAUCGAUUAUAUCAUUGUAUAAAUAUUCAGAUUAGUGCAUUAUAAUUAUGUAGUUGACAAAACUGGAAGAGAGCUCAUCGUUGUAUUUUCUUCGGUUUUCUCAAAGCGUAGAUGUAAUUAAAAUUACUUCAACGGUUUUAUCACGUAUCUAUUGAUUCCGAUGUUCAUCGUUUGUGUGG
Bombyx mandarina (wild silkworm) is the source of this 2522-nucleotide messenger RNA. RefSeq names its product paired box protein gooseberry. NCBI's taxonomy places the organism in Eukaryota, Metazoa, Arthropoda, Insecta, Lepidoptera, Bombycidae. Gene Ontology annotation, molecular function: RNA polymerase II cis-regulatory region sequence-specific DNA binding; DNA-binding transcription factor activity, RNA polymerase II-specific. The record is from RefSeq and is a predicted model, not a curated record. Gene Ontology annotation, biological process: regulation of transcription by RNA polymerase II; anatomical structure development.